CAGAGACUGGAAAACAUGGGUGUGAAGCUGCUUGAGUCCCGACUUUGUCUCCUGCUGCUGCUGGGACCUGUCCAAAUGGUUGCCUCAUUCCAGAUCCCACCAAAUUUAACCCCUUACCAGUGGUUUGAAAUCCAGCAUGUAAAUAAUAGAACCAACCUCCGAUGUAGUGCUGCAAUGUGCGUGGUUAAUGGUUGUACAGGACAAUGGAAGGACAAAAACACUUUUCUUCAUACAUGCUUUGCUGAUGUUGUUUGUGUGUAUGGCAGUAUAAAUACUACAUUCAGUAGCAGUACAUGUACAAAUUGUCAUAAUAGUUCAACUCUGGAAUCUUUAACUUACUGUAACCUCACAACUUGGACAACAAAUCAUAUGCAAUGCUAGUACCAAACAACAUAAGCAAUGAUGUUCUACAGAGCUGCUUGUAACAGUAGAACUCUAUGGGACAAUCAUACCUAUCCAAUGGUUCCAGUUCACUUGGAUACUCAUACCACAGUAGGAUGCAACUGCUUUUCAUUUGUUCUGCUUGCUGAAGGCUGCCUACAAUGUAUGAUAAUGAAGCCUAAUCCUCAGCUUCCUUAG
Peromyscus eremicus (cactus mouse) is the source of this 579-nucleotide messenger RNA. Its product is annotated as eosinophil cationic protein-like. Gene Ontology annotation, biological process: chemotaxis; innate immune response in mucosa. NCBI's taxonomy places the organism in Eukaryota, Metazoa, Chordata, Mammalia, Rodentia, Cricetidae. The record is from RefSeq and is a predicted model, not a curated record. Gene Ontology annotation, molecular function: nucleic acid binding; RNA nuclease activity. The transcript has a single exon.